UCCUCAUUUGCAUCUCCUCAUUUGCAUCUCCUCAUCAAACCAAGGCACGAAUCAGAUUUACAUCAUUAGAAAUUUCCAAAUCUUGGCAUUUAUCAAACUGCGAACAUUCUCCGAAUAUUCUCUCCUACAUCGAUAUCGAAUUCUCGGUUCGAUCUCCAUCUGGGACAUGGUCAAGAAUCAAGAUAUCGGGGUUUUGCAAAGAAAAUCGGAUGCACUCCAUGAAUAUAUAUUUUUUAUCUUUAACAUUCGUCGACCAGUCUACUACUUACCAUACUGUUGAUGUCAUGCAAGUCGCCCAAGUCAUAUAAUAGUAACCAUAAGGUGGAAUCUAUCUAGAAGUCUCUAUGACUUCUACUACUCAAAUUGUCGCAUGUUUCCAGGGCUGAGUUACGCUCGGGGCUGAUUUGCUUCUUAAGUAGGUAGGUAGGUAUUGCUUAGCAGCUGCUAUCAUGAUACCAGGAGCCAGUGCGGUCGGUCUCCUAUUAACUGGCCUCAUCAUUGUCGCUCUCCGCAUACAAAUCCGGGUCAAAGCUGUCAAAUGGAAAGGCCUCGCGGCUGACGACUAUCUAAUGCUACCAGUAACCCUCACCUUGUCUGCUCUGGCAGGAUGCACAUAUGUCGGAUCAAAUAACUGCAGUGGCCACACGAACAGCGACAUAACAUACGAGCAACGGGUAGUACUCGACAAGGCAAGCGAGGAAUACUCUAUGAGAGUUCUUGGAUCCAAGCUUCAGAUUAUCAGCAUAAUUCUACACACAACAGUCCUAUGGCUUAUAAAAGCUGCCAUACUAGCGUUCUUCCAACGCCUUACCGAACGACUUGGUGUAUAUACAAGACGUAUACGUUUUGGAUUUAUCCUAAUCAGCAUCACUUGGUCAGCUGACUUCUUCAUCACCGUGUUUUCAUGUAGGCCAUUCCAAAAGAACUGGCAGGUAUAUCCUGAUCCAGGAUACCUAUGUUAUCCUGCCGUUUCUCCAUUGACUCUAUUCACCACCCUGGGUUUACACAUCAUUACAAGCUUCUACAUCUUCUACGUGCCACUCCCAAUCCUGUGGAUGGCUAGGAUUCAAUUCAAGAAGAAGCUUGGCCUGGUCUUGCUAGUCACAGCUAAUAUGCUCAUCAUCGCAAUGGCCAUAUACCGUGCCUAUGAAAUCGCAGCACUACAAAUGCCCGGGGACCGGCGGAUUAGCAGGUGGACUUUUCUUGUACCGUUCAUCGCGGUAGUGACAACAAAUAUUCCGCUCUUCUUCCCGCUAGUGAGCCGAUGGACAUCAAUAUUCGUUUCGCUGUUCGUCAAAAGACAGAGCUCGAAUAUUAGGCGACAAUUAAAGACAAUCCGGAUGUCGGAGGCUUCAAAGUUUCGAAGUAGGAGAUGUUCGCAUGGGGAAAUCCAUAAGGUGGUUUCCGUAGUCCAGCGUCCAACGCAGCCUCAGUUCGGGCUGAGUACAAUGAAGGCUCUGGAUAGUGGUGUUGACAUUGGAAGUAUAGACCUUUGUACUUUGGAUGGCGGAUGCUCUGACAUGGGAUAUUGGGAGGAUAGGGGGAGUAGUAAGGAGAGUACAGAAGAAGAUGAAGAUGAGGAUAUAGAAGACGAAGAAGAAAGGGGAGGGAUUCCAAAUAGAGGAGAUUUGAUGGUUUGAAUAGACCUUUUCAUCGGGUGUUCAUUGAUUGGCACACCAACAUUAUAGACCAAUAUAGGUUAGUUUUAGACUACAUAGAAAUGAUAUUCAGCCUCCUGU
This is a messenger RNA of Hypoxylon fragiforme, 1739 nucleotides long. RefSeq lists its product as uncharacterized. NCBI's taxonomy places the organism in Eukaryota, Fungi, Ascomycota, Sordariomycetes, Xylariales, Hypoxylaceae. Bases 450 to 1640 code for a protein of 396 amino acids. The record is from RefSeq and is a predicted model, not a curated record. The transcript is spliced from 5 exons.